AUGGACAGUUGUUUGCAAACUUGGAAAGUUGAAGAAAAUGGGUUGAAAAUGGGUGAGUUAACCGUCAAAUUCCUUUUGUACGCCGAUGAUCAAGUCAUAUUUGCAUCGUCGGCGGCCGAGUUGCAAAUGAUGAUUCAAGACGAUACAGCUGAUUUACAUGGUGUGUCUCAACCAGUAGUAAGUAGGACAUGUAAAAAAGUAGCGGAAAUUUUGUCACGGAAGUCCCGAGAAUUUAUUAAAAUGCCUACUACUUUAAAUGAACAGCAGGAAACCAUUAGGAAAUUUCGCAGUAUUGCUAAUUUUCCUACAGUAAUUGGCGCAAUUGACUGUACUCACAUACGAGUAAAGAAAGUGAAUGCUGAUGGGGGUCAGUUAUAUAUUAAUAGAAAAGGAUUUUCUUCAAUUAAUGUACAGGUAGUUUGUGACGCUGACCUGAAAAUCAUGGACAUUGUUACCAGGUGGCGUGGUAGUGUACAUGACUCCAGAUUAUUCCGAGAAUGUAGACUAAAACAGAGGUUUGAGGCUGGUGCAUUCUCUAGAAUAUUACUUGGUGACAGUGGCUAUCCUUGUUACCCCUUACCUAUUUACACCGCUGCUGAACCCCACAACACCACAAGAAGAAAGAUAUAA
Parnassius mnemosyne (clouded apollo) is the source of this 630-nucleotide messenger RNA. NCBI's taxonomy places the organism in Eukaryota, Metazoa, Arthropoda, Insecta, Lepidoptera, Papilionidae. The record is from the annotation of a GenBank genome assembly.